AUGUCAUCAAAACUUACAGUUUGUCAAUACGAUGAAAAUUGUUAUAAUCUAUUUGACUCCAAUCAUACACAUUAUUUCAUCCAUACCUGUCCAUUCGGGAAGGAUUGUUCUCUCCUCACCAAUAAGAAACACAAUUUAACUUUUAAACAUGAAACUAAUUUUUCGAAAGAAAUUAUUCGAAAGGCCAAACACUUUUUUUCAGAUGUUUCGAAUGUAAUUCAAGGGAUUGAUGAUGAACAAUUAGUUUCUUUGAGAUGUCCAAAUUGGGAAAAUUGUAAACUCACCAAUGAUUCCAAUCAUAAUUUUCAAUUUUAUCAUCCGUGCAAGUAUGGACUAAAUUGUAAAUCAUUACUGGAUGAAAAUAAGGAAUUUUCACACAAAUUCAAGUUUCAUCAUCCGUGCAAAUAUGGUGAAAAAUGCUAUAAUAAGGAAAGAUGGCAUAGAUAUUGUUUUAUACAUGGAAGUGAUGAACCUGUGUGGAAGGAAUGUCAUGGGGUGAAUGAGAAGAAGAAGAAGCAGAUUGAUUCUACUAAUCAGUCAAGUAGUCAAAAACCUGCCAAAAAUCAAACUACCUAUCAAGCUCAUUAUGGUAAUAAUCAGAAAGGAACUAGUUCAGUUUCUAAUAGUCAUCAACAACACCACCAACAAAAUCAACCUCCUCCAAUUCAAUAUGCAAAUCCCAAAAUUUUACAACCAAUUGCAAAUUAUCCAAAUCAAGCAAUUCAAAAUUAUCCUCCUCAAAAUUUUUACAAUCCUCAAAAUUCUGGAAAGCAAUUUCAACAUUUUCAUGUUUCUCCAGUCCAGAAUAAUCAGGUCAUCAUUGGAUCAAGAUCAGAAAAUCUACCACAAACUAAUCUGUCCUUUCCUCCACCAACUAUUCUGGUCUGUUCCUAUAAUAUUUUGGCACAAUGUUACAUUUCUUUGAGUAGAUAUUCGAAUAUUACCAAUCAGAAAUAUCUGGAUUGGGAAAUACGAAAGUAUAAAAUAUUUUCCGUCUUGAAGGAGAGAAGAUUUGAUAUAAUUGGUCUACAAGAAAUUGAUAAUCAACAUGCUUCUCAAAUUCAAUUCUUUCUGGAACAAGAAGGAUUUUCAGUUUACCAUUCGUAUAAGAAUUAUCCAAAGAAGGACGGCUUGAUACUUGCUAUUAGAAAUACCAAAUUUGAAAUAUUCAAUAAGGGAGAAAAGACCUUAGUGAAGGAGUAUCCUGAAGUAUUUCAAUACGUUAUUGCAAGGGAUAGAGUGAAAGGUCGAUUCUUCUGUAUUAUAAAUUGUCAUUUGACAUUCCAACCUCGUGAUACUGGCCCAAGAGAAAAACAAGUGAAUGAAAUUUUGAAUCAAAUUGGAAAAAUUGCUGAUCCUCAAAAGACAAGUAUUAUUUGGUUUGGAGAUUUCAAUACAAGUCCACACGAGAAACCAAUACAAUUAAUUGAAGCUUGUGAAAGUAUUCCACUGCAAAAGAGUCAUGAUACAGUUCAGGAGUUUUGGACUUGUUGUGGAACGACUGGUAGAAAUUCAAUAGUUGAUUACAUAUGGCAUUCUCCAAGUUUGCAAGUGAAAGAUAGUGGACCUUGUUUGGAAUUCGUUCCAAAAUCAAGUAUUCCUGAUGAAGAUCAUGGCUCUGAUCACUUGCCAUUGUUUGCAGAAUUCUUGUAUUAA
Messenger RNA from Naegleria gruberi, 1656 nucleotides. RefSeq lists its product as uncharacterized. The record is from RefSeq and is a predicted model, not a curated record. Gene Ontology annotation, molecular function: 3'-5'-RNA exonuclease activity. Lineage: Eukaryota; Heterolobosea; Eutetramitea; Acrasida; Naegleriidae. The transcript has a single exon. The coding region runs from base 1 to 1656 and encodes 551 amino acids.